GUUUCGCUUUUCUUCUUCAACCACUGUGCGCACCUCCCAUCCUUCCCCCACCCCGUCUCUCUCUCUCUCUCUUCCGUACGUCGUCUCAUUGAUUGCGAGCAUCCACCGCCAUCGGAGCCAUUACUACUUCAGCUCGCCGCCGCCGCCGCCGCCGCCGCCGUCGCCGUCUUCUUCGCCCUCCUAUUUUUGACUACGCCGCCGGUCCGUCCGGCACGAGCCGCGGCGAUCCCGGCGCUUUUGCACGCGGCGGGUUCCUAUCCCGAGGACCGCGCGAUGGCGUCAUCGAGCUGGGAAUAGGGUUUCCGAGACGCUCUCCGGUGGGAUCCGCAGCGAGUCAGAGAUCUGGAUCAGAUGGCAGGAAGUUGCGAUGGAAGCCAUGAUACUGGCAGCCAGUCAGAUGAAAGCCAUCAGUUUGACAGACUGCAUAUUGAGCCCCUCUAUGAUGCAUUCAUAUGCCCUUUGACAAAACAAGUCAUGCGUGAUCCUGUGACGUUAGAGAAUGGACAAACUUUUGAACGUGAGGCCAUCGAGAAUUGGUUUAAAGAAUGCAGAGAGAACGGAAGAAAGUUGGUUUGCCCACUUACACAAAAGGAAUUGAGAAGCACAGAGCUUAAACCUAGUAUAGCUUUGAGGAACACAAUUGAGGAAUGGACUGCUAGAAAUGAAACUGCUCAACUUGAUAUGGCACGCAGGUCAUUAAAUUUGGGUAGUUCAGAAAGUGACAUUGUGCAGGCGCUAAAGUAUAUUCAGCACAUUUGUCAAAAAAGCCGAAUAAACAAGCAUGUAGUGCGCAAUGCAGCUCUCGUACCUAUGAUUGUUGAAUUGUUGAAGGGUGGUAGUCGUCGAGUCCGGUGCAAAGCUCUUGAUACCCUUCGAAUUGCGGUGGAGGAAGAUGAAGAUGUUAAGGAAAUAAUUGCUGAGGGGGACACUGUUCGCACAAUAGUUAAAUUCUUGUCUCAUGAGCAGUCUAAGGAGAGGGAAGAAGCUGUUUCUUUGCUGUAUGAGCUCUCCAAAUCCGAGUCCUUGUGUGAAAAGAUUGGCUCAGUAAAUGGGGCUAUCCUCAUUUUGGUUGGAAUGUCUAGCAGCAAAUCGGAAAAUGUUUUGACUGUUGAGAAGGCUGAGAAGACGCUAGAGAAUCUGGAGAGUUGCGAGAACAAUGUGCGGCAGAUGGCUGAGAAUGGUAGACUGCAGCCUCUUCUGACAAAACUGCUUGAAGGGUCUCAAGAGACUAAACUUUCCAUGGCUAGUUUUCUUGGUGAGCUGGCUCUUAACAAUGAUGUCAAGGUCCUUGUAGCUAGAAGGGUGGGCUCUGCACUGAUCAAUUUAAUGAAAAGCGGCAGCAUUCAGUCAAGAGAAGCUGCUUUAAAAGCUCUAAACCAGAUUUCCUGUGAAGCAAGUGCCAAAGUGUUGGUAGAUGCUGAUAUUCUUCCUCCUCUUGUCAAAGAUCUCUUCACUGUCGGUGCAAAUCAACUUCCAAUGCGCUUGAAAGAGGUGUCUGCAACAAUUCUCGCCCACAUUGUCAACUCAGGCAUUGAUUUUGAUGGCAUACCUGUGGGAUCAGACCAUCGGACUUUAGUCUCAGAAGACAUAAUCCAUAAUCUGCUCCACCUUAUUAGCAAUACUGGUCCGGCAAUUGAGUGUAAGCUUCUUCAGGUUCUUGUUGGGCUCGCCAUUUCUCCUGCUACUGUUCUGAGUGUCGUAGCUGCCAUCAAAAGCUCUGGUGCUAUUAUCAGUUUGGUUCAGUUUAUUGAGGCUCCGCAGAGAGAUUUGCGUCUAGCUUCUGUUAAACUUCUGCAGCACCUUUCCCCGCAUAUGGACCAGGAGUUAGCAGAUGCCCUUCGUGGCACAGUUGGCCAGCUUGGGAGCUUAAUGAGAGUAGUUACAGAAAAUAUAGGCAUAACUGAAGAGCAAGCAGCAGCUGCUGGACUUUUAGCUGAGCUCCCAGAGAGGGAUUUGGGCCUCACACGGCAGAUGCUAGACGAUGGUGCCUUUCAGCAGAUCAUUUACAGAGUGCGAAGGAUACGACAGGGAGAGACAAGAGGCAUCCGCUUUGUGACACCCUAUCAAGAAGGGCUUGUUCGAAUCCUAGCAAGGAUCACUUUUAUUCUACCUGAUGAACCGGGCGCCAUUCAACUCUGCCGCGAGCACAAUGUUGCCGCACUGUUCAUUGAAUUGCUUCAGUCCAAUGGACUUGACAAUGUACAGGUGGUUUCUGCCAUGGCCUUGGAGAACUUGUCUAGAGAAUCCCGAAACUUAACAAGGUUGCCAGAAUUGCCCCCACCAGGAUUUUGUUCUUCAAUCUUUCCAUGUUUUAGUAAACAGCCUGUCAUAACAGGAUUGUGUCGGCUUCACCGAGGAACAUGUUCGCUGAGAGAAACAUUUUGUCUUUAUGAAGGACAAGCUGUAGAGAAAUUGGUGGCGCUUUUAGACCACACGAAUGAGAAAGUGGUCGAGGCAGCACUGGCAGCAAUAUCCACAUUGUUAGAGGAUGGGGUUGAUAUUGAGCAAGGGGUUACCAUCUUGUGCGAGGUGGAAGGAAUUAAACCUAUUUUAAAUGUGUUAAUGGAGAAAAGAACAGAUAGCCUGAGGAGAUGGGCCGUUUGGGCAGUUGAGAGGCUCUUACGGACUGAGGAUAUCGCAUACGAAGUAUCUGGCGAUCUUAAUGUGAGUACAGCACUAGUUGAUGCUUUCCAACAUGCUGAUUACCGAACAAGGCAGAUUGCUGAGAGGGCCUUGAAGCAUGUCGACAAGAUACCCAACUUCUCAGGAAUCUUCCCGAACAUGGGAUAGGCCUAUUUAGAUACUUCCCAUGAGAUCAACACUCUCCAACCUUUUAUGUAAAUUCCUUUGCUGCCUUUCAAUUUUGAGGUCCAGUGUAUUGGUUGUGAUCGUUACUCGUUAGUAUAUGGCAGUGUUAUACAGAAUUCUUUGAGGGUUUUUAGAUCUUUCCUUUCGUCUUUUAUAUUGCCACUUCUGUCGAUCCUCUGUUUUCUCACAUGACCUGCAUUUGUUGUAUCAACAUAAUGUCAAUGUUUUAUAUAUAUGAUUUGACUUUGGAGAUUAA
This is a messenger RNA of Syzygium oleosum, 3064 nucleotides long. RefSeq names its product U-box domain-containing protein 44-like. Gene Ontology annotation, biological process: protein ubiquitination. NCBI's taxonomy places the organism in Eukaryota, Viridiplantae, Streptophyta, Magnoliopsida, Myrtales, Myrtaceae. Gene Ontology annotation, molecular function: protein binding; ubiquitin-protein transferase activity. The transcript is spliced from 4 exons. The coding region runs from base 352 to 2790 and encodes 812 amino acids. The record is from RefSeq and is a predicted model, not a curated record.